Molecule: messenger RNA, 2682 nt
Organism: Plectropomus leopardus (leopard coralgrouper)
Lineage: Eukaryota; Metazoa; Chordata; Actinopteri; Perciformes; Serranidae
Source: RefSeq, a predicted model, not a curated record
AAACCCUGACAGCUGAAAGAUGUGGAAGUCAGUCGCGGGCCACAAUGUGAGCGUGCAGGUGGCUGCAGAGGGGGACGACUGGGAGACGGACCCUGACUUUGAGAAUGACGUAUCAGAGCAGGAGCAGAGGUGGGGAGCGAAGACCAUCGAGGGUUCAGGACGUAAAGAACACAUCAGUGUUGCAGAGCUCAGAAGCAAAGUCGUUGGGGAGCACGAGCAGGUGAAGCAGAAGGAGCAGAUUCCCAAAGCCUCAUACGGAUACGGAGGGAAGUUUGGAGUCGAAAAGGACCGAAUGGACAAGGUGGCUUUGGGACACGACUAUGUCGCACAAGUUGAGCAGCACUCCUCCCAGAAAGAUGCGGCAAAAGGCUUCGGUGGGAAAUUCGGUGUUCAGAAAGACCGAGUCGACAAGUCUGCUAUGGGCUUUGAAUACAAAGGAGAUGUGCAGCAACAUGCAUCUCAGAAAGAUUACUCAAAGGGAUUUGGAGGAAAAUACGGCGUGGAGAAGGAAAAAGUGGAUACCGCUUUGGGGUACGACUAUAAAGGCCAGACGGAGAAGCACCAGUCACAAAAAGACUACGCUAAGGGCUUUGGAGGGAAGUACGGGGUGGAGAAGGACAAGGUGGACAAAGCUGCUUUGGGGUACGACUAUAAAGGAGAAACAGAGAAACAUCAGUCACAGAAAGAUUAUUCCGCAGGUUUUGGGGGUCGUUAUGGAGUUCAGGAAGACCGCAUGGAUAAGAGUGCCACCGGCUUCUCUGACAUUGAAUCCCCUUCCUCUGCGUAUGAAAAGACACAACCAAUAGAGGCCUGUACUUCAGGUGCAGGAAAACUGAAAGCCCGUUUUGAGAACAUGGCCAAAGCUUCAGAUGAAGAGAACAGGAAGAAAGCAGAAGAAGAGCGAGCGAAAAGACAAGCCAGAGAGAGCAGAGAGCGAGAGGCGGCCAAACGCAGACAAGAGGAGGAGAGCAGAAGAGAGGAGGAAAUCCGUCCACCACCUGUUCCAGAUGUGGCUCCAGAUGAGGAGUAUGAAACGCCACAGACAGAAAUCCAGCAGCACAUGCCAGAGAUACAAGAAACACCGGAACCACAGCCAGAGUGCGACGAGGAACCAGAAUACGAAGAGCCCCCGGCCUUACCUCCACGCGCAGACGAUUUCCUUGAACCGGAAGCUCCUCCGCUCCCCGUCAGAUCAGCAGAUGUGGAUGAAGAUGAAGAUGAAGGAGAGUACGAGGAACUCGCCGAACCGCCGCCAGUUGAUGAGAACGAUUAUGAAGACCUGUCAAGCGGCCAGACGGCAGUAGCAAUUUACGACUACCAAGGAGAGGCCGACGACGAGAUCUCCUUCAACCCGGACGACAUCAUCACCAACAUAGAGAUGAUUGACGAGGGCUGGUGGAAGGGACACUGUCACGGACGAGUCGGUCUUUUCCCGGCCGCUUACGUGCAGCUGCAGUGAGCGAAACACUCAGGGAGGUUUUACACAAGCUUCACUAAAACAACCAUGUUUUUAUGCUGUUCAACGGAGGGCACAGUUCUCCAAAAUCCUUAAAAUGUCUUAGUAUCACUCAUUUAUCUAAAAAUAAGGUCCUAGUUGGUUUCAAAAUGCCUUAAAUCAAUUUUUUAAAAGACUUGAAGGCCGGGAUGCUCCCAGCAGAGGAUCUAGUGUCUGCUAGUUAGCUGUUACUGCACCCUGGAUGGAACAGGAAAAAAAAAAUUAAAUGAAUAUUGGCUUUUUAAUCAUGUUUUUGCAGCAUGGCUUAAACAGGCACAAGGAUUGCAUUCAAUGCUUAUGUAUUUUAUGCAAAAAGUUUUUCAAAAUCUUCACGAUGGGAGGCAGAGUGAGAAACACAAUAUCACCCAGAAAACUCGCCAACAAACGUCAGGUGUUUCCAAGUUCUGUCCUCCUUUGUCUCCGCUAUGUAUACUGUAAUUAUGUAAUGAUAAAAAUUGGGGCAAAAUUGUCCCGAAACCUUAGUAAAUGACAUUUAAAAAGACUUAAAUCUUGCCUUAAGCCUUUGAAAUCCAUCGAGGGAAUUAAUUUUAGCACUGUAUUUAUAGAAUAAAUCAGAGGAAAUGUGUGCCUAAAUGGCUCCUGAUCAGCUAACUUCCAUAGUUUCAUCUUAGUUAAUGUCUGUGGCAGUGAGUAUCUGACAGUAUGACCACAUCAGUGGAGAGCAGGUAGGUCUUUUAUCUGCAAUGAACUGAGUGGAGUUAAUAAAAUAUUCUACAGGCAGGCUUUUUUUGUGUUUUUAAGACAACUUUUAUUGGUCCAUUUUUCAAAAGUGACACUUCACAGUAAUGUCAGGGCUGUUGUUUAUCAUAUUUUCUCUGGAAAUGUAUAUUAUUGUAUUAUGAUCUAUUGUGUUAUUCUUAACAUAAUUCUGCUCCCCAAAUUAAUGAUUCAAAGUGAGGUUAAAAUGGGUAAAAAUAAUCAAUUAAUGAAGAUGUUUUACAACUUAAGUGUUUUUAUGUAAAACCCAGUUCUUUUAUUUGUUUCUGCAUACAUCCUUUGGUUAUGUGCAGAGAUAUCUGAAAAAAUAUUCCAAUUUAUUCGGCGAAUCUAACAAAAGAGAUAGCAAAAAGUGAGGGGGGAAAAUGAGGAAUGACAUGCAUCAAAUGUUCCAAGUGUGACUCAAACUGGUGUUAUUGCUGUCUGUGAUCGGCGGAUGAACCCCUGAA